Xiphophorus couchianus (Monterrey platyfish) is the source of this 4349-nucleotide messenger RNA. RefSeq names its product solute carrier family 6 member 13 (gene slc6a13). Gene Ontology annotation, cellular component: cell projection; plasma membrane. Gene Ontology annotation, biological process: nitrogen compound transport; amino acid transport; sodium ion transmembrane transport. Lineage: Eukaryota; Metazoa; Chordata; Actinopteri; Cyprinodontiformes; Poeciliidae. The record is from RefSeq and is a predicted model, not a curated record. Gene Ontology annotation, molecular function: gamma-aminobutyric acid:sodium:chloride symporter activity. The transcript is spliced from 15 exons. Bases 206 to 2068 code for a protein of 620 amino acids.
GUGUGUGUGUGUGCGUUUGAGUGUGAAUGGAUAAAGGGGGCGUUUCUUCAGCGAGAGGCAAAGCAGAGGGGAAAUCUCAAUGCAAGCUGCGCCAGAGUUUUCAGUCUCCUCUAUCUCCGCCCCUCAAUGCAUGUUAUAUAGUGAAACCUGAAGCGGUGGCUGACAGCCCCGCUCUGUCCCGGAAGGCUGCCGUCUGUCAAACAUUAUGCAAGGUGAGAAACGAGAUGCAGAAAACACGUCCAAGGCGGAGCCGUCCAACGGUCAUGGCAGGCCGGUGGACAUCGUCCCCAGCACCGAGGAGAAGAUGAUGGACAGGGGCCAGUGGGGCAACAAGAUCGAGUUUGUCCUAUCUGUCGCCGGGGAAAUUAUCGGCCUGGGCAACGUCUGGCGUUUCCCCUACCUUUGCUACAAGAACGGAGGAGGGGCUUUUUUUAUUCCAUACCUCAUCUUCCUGUUUGCUUGUGGCAUCCCCGUGUUCCUCCUGGAGACUUCUUUGGGACAGUACACCAGUGAGGGCGGCAUCACUUGCUGGCGGAAGAUUUGCCCAUUGUUUGAAGGAGUGGGUUAUGCCACCCAGGUGAUUGUCGCUCUCCUGAACAUCUACUACAUUGUUGUGCUGGCCUGGGCCAUAUUCUUUCUCUUCAACUCCUUCACCUGGGAUCUUCCCUGGGCGUCUUGCAACAACACAUGGAACACAGAUUCCUGCAUGGCAUUUCAGAGGGGAAACGGCUCCGUCAAUCACCAUGAGAACGCCACCUCUCCCGUCAUUGAGUUUUGGGAGCGUAGAGUCCUGAGAAUUUCCUCUGGCAUUGACCACAUUGGCGCGUUAAACUGGGAUCUGGUCGCCUGCUUGGCCGUCGCGUGGGUCAUCUGCUACUUCUGCAUCUGGAAGGGAGUCAAAUCAACUGGGAAGGUGGUUUACUUCACGGCUACUUUCCCGUACAUCAUGCUGUUGGUCCUGCUGAUCAGAGGAGUCACUUUGCCCGGAGCCUUGAGGGGAAUCCACUAUUACCUUUACCCCGAUUUGGGACGACUGUCUGACCCCCAGGUCUGGAUGGAUGCUGGAACGCAGAUAUUUUUCUCAUAUGCCAUCUGCCUGGGCUGCCUUACAGCCUUAGGAAGCUACAACAAAUACAACAACAACUGCUACAGGGACUGCGUGUGUCUCUGUUUCCUGAACAGCGGCACAAGUUUUCUCGCCGGCUUUGCCAUCUUCUCCAUUUUGGGUUUCAUGUCCUUUGAGCAAAACGUGCCGAUCUCAGAAGUGGCCGAAUCUGGUCCCGGUUUGGCCUUCAUAGCAUAUCCUCGCGCUGUCACCAUGAUGCCCGUUUCCCCUCUCUGGGCCUGCUGUUUCUUCGUAAUGAUUGUGUUCCUGGGACUGGACAGUCAGUUCGUGUGCGUGGAGAGCUUGGUGACAGCCAUGGUGGACAUGUAUCCCUCCGUCUUCCGCCGCAAAAACCGCAGGGAGCUCUUCAUCCUGGCAGUAGCUGUGGUGUCCUUCCUUUUGGGACUCAUCAUGCUGACAGAGGGAGGCAUGUACGUCUUCCAGCUGUUUGACUACUACGCAGCCAGCGGGAUGUGCCUUCUUUUUGUGGCUAUUUUUGAGACUGUUUGCAUUGCCUGGGUUUAUGGUGCUGAUCGUUACUAUGACAACAUAGAGGAUAUGAUCGGGUACCGUCCCGGCCCCGUCAUUAAAUUCUGCUGGCUCUUCUUUACCCCAGCAACGUGCUUCGGAACCUUUGCCUUUGCCUUGAUCAAGUACUCACCUCUGAAGUACAACAAUGAAUACGUGUACCCAGUAUGGGGGGACGGGAUUGGCUGGGUUCUGGCUCUGUCCUCCAUGCUCUGCAUCCCUCUGUGGGCGGCAGGGAAACUCUACUAUACUCCAGGAACGCUUAAAGAACGCCUCAUUCUUCUCACCACUCCUUCCACUGACUUACCAACGACGAAGCAACAACAAGGGAGGCUGAUGGGCGUCCAACCUGGAGACGGCGACAAACCCCAGCAGAAAGCUCCUCCCACCAGAGAUGGCUACUUCCCCGUAGAUGAAAAAGAGUCUCACUGCUAGAGACUUGAGAGUCAAACUCUCUCUCUUUCUUUCUUUCUUUCUUUAUUUUUUCCUUUCUCUCCCUCUCUCUCUCCCACUUUCUCCCUCACUCCCUUACAUCAGGUGAAGACUUUCAGAGCCACCAUACCUGUAACUGCACCUCUUGCUACUGGAUCUUCCUCCCUCGUCCUGGUGCCUUGAACAAAACAUUCUCCAUCCUCUUUUGGAGAGCGUGUCAGCAUCUCAUUUGCCCAUGGCAGAGUAAUGUGUACAUUUGAAAACGUGACCACUAUAGGUUCUCAGUGGCAAAGAAAUUUGCUUUCUAAGGAAGCCUUUUCACCUGUUAUGGACAUCUGUAAUGUUCAGUUAGUUUGACGCGACGUUUUGGUAACUUUCGUUCAUUUUUAACGGCCUGGCCUGCAGCAGACGGAGCACAAGAAGUGUCCCGACACUGACUGCAGCGUUCACGAAAAGCUAACUUGAAUAACAUUAUUGACUUUUUAAUUGCAUUUUUUAAUUAUUAUUAUUAAUGCAACAUAUACGUAUGUUUUGGAUACAGUUCUGCAGGGAUGACUUUUGUCAUCUCUGUGCGUUCGUACACUAUCUUGAAAAAGUUUGAAAAGUCUGGAAACCUGGAAUUAUGGGGGAAAAGGCGAUUCUUUGUCUGAAAAUAUGGUUCAAGUUUCCAGACUUUAUUUCUUAUCGUACCUUUUUCUAUUAAACAAAUGGAAAUUUCCAUAAGCAGCAUGAUUUUUACACUGUUUUAUAUUUGAAUACACGUUAUGUUUCAUGUGUGAUUUUCCACAUUGGAUUUUAAAUUCAAGAUGUUCACUAUCACCGACUUGAGAGGGGAAAAAAAAAAAAAACCUGACAUUUUACUGCUUCUUCACUGAAGGCCAAAAGUGUCACAUUAAAUGCCACAGUAAGUCUUAAGCAAAUAUUUAUGGAUGUGACCAUUUAAAUAAAUAACAAUGCAGGACAAUGCAAAAUAAAUAAAUACAUUUCAGCAAUUAUUAAAUGUUUCUGGAUUACAGAAAUAGACAACUGCAUUUGAAAAUGCUUAAAGCAUGUAUUCUCUAUAUUUCAAAAGUGCAUGUGCUGAAGUAUUUGUUUUCUUUCCUUAUUCAAUAGUAAUAAAUUUAUUUUAUCUGUCAACCUGAUCCAUCGUUAGGAAUUUCAAAUAUGAUGAAAGAAAAUAUGAAAAAAUUAUAAAUGACAAGAUCCAUGUUGUCUUAUAAAUUCUAUUUUUAUUUAAAUAAUCACAUGAACAGCCAUGACUAGGUCCGCUCAUCUUUGCAGACGAGUUCUUCUCAUUCAAGUCGGUUUUGAUGUCAAACGUUAAAGAAUCGGAAUAGAAUAGAUCCUGAUUCACAAAUAAGUGUUGAGUUUGAAGUAAAACUGAUCCAAGUCCAGUAGUUGUAAAAAAAACAAAACAAAAAAACAGCAAUGGACCUUUAAAGUGUCAAAACGAAAAAUUGGGAGCCAACAUCAGUGUUGUAGUUUUUUAAUGCUUUGUGGGAAAAAAACACCUGGUCUCUACAGGUGUUUUUGAAAUGAUUGUAAUGCACUUCAAUGUCCAAAAUGUUCUAAAUGUAAACAUUUGAGCCUACAAACUGGAAACCAGUGUAGGAACCUGUAAUUUCAACUCCCUCAAUACCACACUUCUUUUUCUCUUUCUUUCUUUCUUUUUUUUUACCGAAGUAUACUAAUAAGUGCUGCUUGAGAGAAGUUGAGGUGAGGAAUGUAGCUCAAAGGACCAAUCAGAUAAGCUGUUUUGGUUUUUUUAUCCCGUUGUAAUACUUUGGAAAAUUACGAUUUAAUUUUUCACCUGCUUUACUGAACUUUGCAGAGUUGCAUGGUUAUUUUGUUUGUCUUUUUUUUUUUUAUCGUUUCCUUUUACUUUUGAUGUUGACACAGUUUUACCUUAGCUGGGGGUGUCUUGUAUCUAAUAUACAGGUUUUUUUAUGCCAUUAAAAUGCAAAGGUUCUUAAACAGGGUGUUGAUCUGGGAAAGCUGGUUGAUAUGUUUCUUUUUAAAAAAAAAAAAAAGCCUUAAUUGAUUUCUUUUCUGGUGCACACGACAAACCUCAGACUUGGUUCAUGUGGGAAUGAAUGUACAAUAACCGAUUACUAUACAGAACAAUUUAUACAACUUUUCUAUUGUGAAAUAUGUUUUUAUGACUGAUUAAUAUCACCUUAAUUUUAAAACAAUGCUUUCUGUUUUUCUGAUGUUAUUCAUUUUAUCUUACCUGAUUUUCAUAUAACUGUCUUGGUAUAUAAAAAUAAUAAAACAAUCUGUUGUU